Messenger RNA from Periophthalmus magnuspinnatus, 935 nucleotides. RefSeq lists its product as uncharacterized. Lineage: Eukaryota; Metazoa; Chordata; Actinopteri; Gobiiformes; Gobiidae. The transcript has 6 exons. Bases 135 to 794 code for a protein of 219 amino acids. The record is from RefSeq and is a predicted model, not a curated record.
GGGCGGAGCUGUGAAACUUUGCAAAGAGAUGCUAUACACACGACAGUGUCCUGCCUCAUGCCACAUUUAGCCUGACUGAUUAAGUAAUACAGACGCAGUUUGUGAAUAUUGUGCCUGUGAAGUGCUUUUCCACAAUGUUGGGUUGGAAAAGUCACGUGCGCGCUGGACUGCAGCAGAGGGACAAAGCAGAGAAACUGCCUUUUACUGGAGUCUUCACAUGCUUGUCUGAGACACAGGAGUGUUUUGAAUUUCGCAAUCAAGUUUUGGAGGAGAUUCACACUAAAAGUCUAGAAAAAGUUGGAGUUGAAGACUGGAGACAAACAAGACUCCUUCACCUGCAGCUGAGAGAGAGUGAACACCUGGCGGAAAAGCUCUCUCAGACAGUCUCAGAUCUUACUGCUGUGUUGUAUUUAAAAGAAGCUGAAAUACAAUACUGGCAAUCACGAGUUUCCCACUACCACCAAGAGGCUCUCCGUUUAGCAAAAGGCAGUAAGAGCCUUAAGUCUACUCUGGUAGAGUAUGAGUUUACUGUGGAGUGUCAGUCUAAGGAGCUGGCGUCACUACACAUGGAGCAGGAGAGACUGAAGGAGGCACUGGUCCAGCUCCAAAGAGAGAACGACCGAUUACUGCAGCUCUGGAUGGACAGGAGGAGCGAGGAGGCCUGCAGGGUCAAUGAAUACAACAACACGCAAGAGCGGUGGCACCGGUUGCUCAGAUACAUUAAGAAACACAAGGAAACGGACAAGCCAACUGUUCCUGAGGUGAUGCCAUUGAGUGGUACUACACAUAAGUGAAGUACUCAAAUGACUGUGUAUGCAUUUACAUUUUACAAUGUACAUGCUAACUCUUGUUGGAAUUAUACUGAACAAUUAAAUUAUGCAAUACAAAAACAUACUUUAAUAUUGGCUGAAAGUUGUUCUUGUUCUGACUGAAUU